Peniophora sp. CBMAI 1063 is the source of this 1203-nucleotide messenger RNA. The record is from the annotation of a GenBank genome assembly. Lineage: Eukaryota; Fungi; Basidiomycota; Agaricomycetes; Russulales; Peniophoraceae.
AUGUCCUCGAAACGCAAAUGGGAUGAGGCUGCCCCCGAUGGCUCUGCUACGCCAGAAAGUGCCCCAAAAGUCGCAAAGUCUGAGGAGUCCCGCGACGCCUCAACCGCUGCCGCUGCCGCUGCAGCAAUUGCCGCCAAGAUUGCCGCACAAUUCUCUGCUGGUGGCGCUGGAGGGAUUGGAGGAAAGGAUCCGCACGAUGGCGAUUUUGUGAAGGAUAUCGACAUUAACGACCAGCGAAACCGCUACCUCCUCACCAAGGGUUCGACGCAGCAGCAGAUUCACGACGAGACAGGUGCAUCUGUUGGUACGAAGGGGACUUGGUACCCGGACCGCUCUAAAGCUACGGAGCGCGACCCUCCCCUGUACCUGCACAUCUCCGCCACGACUCAAGAAAUGCUUGACAAGGCCGUGGCAAAAGUUAACGAGCUCAUUAACCUGGAUAUGGGCUCGCUCGUCGAAGAUAAAAGCUCUCGCGGAAGGGAGAGGAGGAAAUGGCCUGAAGAGAAGGUGCCGGUGGGAAUCGAGUCUUUGCGCAACUUCAACGUCCGUGCAAAGGUCGUUGGUCCAACCGGUAUGUUUGUAAAGUAUAUCCAGCAGGAGACAGGCACUCGUGUGCAGAUCAAGGGCCUUGGCUCCGGAUUUGUAGACCAAGAGACGGGGAGGGAAUCUGACGAGCCCAUGCAUAUUCACAUCACCGGCCCCGACGAGAACAUGAUCGCGCGUGCUAAACUCCUCGCUGACGACCUACUCGAGGUCGUACGCGGAGAACACGCCAAGGCUCUCCAACAAGUUCAAGCGCAGCAGAUGGAGCUGCAUCACGCCCAGAUGCAGUACGCCGCCUACACUGCCGCCAUGAGCGGCGGAUACGCACCUCAACCACCGGGCUCAGCCCCGCCUCCCCCUCCGGGCGAGCAACCGCCGCCUCCUCCGGAUGGCAGUGCACAGCAGCAGCAAUCAGCCGCUCCGCUACCGUCGGACACGGAUGCGUACGCUGCAUACUGGGCGGCAUACGGCUACGAUGUCAACUCGCCCGAGUUCAAGCAAUGGCAAGCUCAGCAGCAGGCACAGUACGCUCAGUAUUAUGCUCAGCAAGGGUACACCGCGACGCCUAAUGCCGACGGAUCGGCUGCCGCAACGCCGGCGCCUCCUCCGCCAAGUGACGCUGCUCCGCCUCCGCCUCCCCCUGGACCGCCUCCGUCAUGA